AUGCCGUCGCCGGACGCGGCGGCGAGGCACACGGGCGCCGGCGUGGCGCGUCGGCAGGCCCACCACGAGCGGAUGCGCGACGAGCGCGCUCGGGAAGCGGCCGCGGGUGACGCGGAGCUUCCGCCGGAGGACGACGCGGUCGAGAUGGCGAGCGCCGCCCACGUGCUGGACAGCGUGGCGGAGGUGGGCCCGAACUACACCCUGCUGCGCAGCAAGGAGACGAAGGCGAAGCGGCGGAAGCGACAGCGCGAGGAUGCCAGGGCGGCGCUCGACGGCCACACUGUCCUGCCCACCGGAUCGCGCCUCGAGAUCUUCUGCGACAGCGAGCGGUGGUACCCUGCGACCGUCAUGGCGCGGGAGGAGGACGGGGACGGACGGAUCGUGCACGAGGUCGAGUACGACGGCUACCCGGAUCGGCGGUGGUGGCACAUGCUGGACGAGGAGCGGUGGCGCGCCGUCCCAGAGCAGGCCGGCGCGGGCGCAGGCGGCGCUGCCGGAGACGGGGAUGGGGAUGCGGCGAUGGACCGCGUGGACGGCGAGCAUGGCGCCCGUGCCGCGGGCGACGCCGAGGCGGCCGAGGUGCGGCCGGCGCCGCCUCCUGUGCGCCGGGGCGUGCGGCGCAGCGCGCUGGCGGACGCCCUCGAGGCGGAGGAUGACGAGCAGCAGGAGGAAGCUGCGCGUGGCGAUGGGCGGCCGAUGCUAGCGCCCCACGGGCCGGCGCUGUCGGCGCAGCUUCGGGUCGUGCGCCUGCGGCUGCGCGAGUUCCUGGCGACGCAGGCCGCGGCGGGGAAGAGCGUGCCGAUGCAGCGGACGGCCCUCGGUCUGCACCCGACGAUGCGGUGGACGAUCCGCUUCGGCAAGUGGCUGGCGACGACGCGAAUCACCGCGCCGAGGGCGAGCCGGUGGCACGCGACCGAGCGGGGCGAUUUGCGCGACGAGGAGCCGACGGUGCGCACGGGUCGCGGCGAGAACACGGUCUACGUCGCGCUGCAGCACAUGAAGAACCACGUGUGGCGCGAGAUCUGGCCGGCGAUGCCGAGCGACGCGAGGCAGUACUGGCGGCUGGGAUUUUAA
This is a messenger RNA of Emiliania huxleyi CCMP1516, 1074 nucleotides long. RefSeq lists its product as hypothetical. Bases 1 to 1074 code for a protein of 357 amino acids. The record is from RefSeq and is a predicted model, not a curated record. NCBI's taxonomy places the organism in Eukaryota, Haptophyta, Isochrysidales, Noelaerhabdaceae. The transcript is spliced from 2 exons.